Messenger RNA from Miscanthus lutarioriparius, 363 nucleotides. The record is from the annotation of a GenBank genome assembly. Lineage: Eukaryota; Viridiplantae; Streptophyta; Magnoliopsida; Poales; Poaceae.
AUGGAGGCUGCGGGCGCCGCCGCGGCGUGCUUCGGCGCGAUGAAUGCGGUGGCGCGGCCCGCGGGCGGGUUGGCGUCGGACGCAGUUGCGAGGAUGUUCGGGAUGCGUGGGAGGCUAUGGCUACUCUGGGCCGUGCAGACCGUCGGCGCGACACUGUGCAUGCUGGUCGGCAGGAUGGGCGCAGCGGAGGCAUCGUCGCUCGCGGCCACCAUGGCCGUGAUGGUGGCGUGUGCCGUGUUCGUGCAGGCCGCGUCGGGGCUCACCUUCGGCAUGCUGCUGUGCUCGCCGAGAUGCUACCAUGCUGCUCUCCUAUUUGCUAUGCUCUGCUUCUUGUGCUUCGCGCCCGUGCUCUCUCUUCUUUGA